AUGGAGGCUCAACCAGGGGAGGCGGCGGCGGGCACGAUGAGCAAGGUGGCGGUGCCGGUGGAGCCGAAGAUCAUCGUGCAGACGACGAGCGAGGUUGACCUCCUGGAUGACGGGUAUAGGUGGCGCAAGUACGGCCAGAAAGUGGUCAAAGGGAACCCCAAUCCAAGGUACAUGCUUCCUUCAGAAAGAACUCUAGAGAGAGACAGAGGCUACCGGUUCUGUUUAGUGAGAAGCUCGGAAUCCGAUCAACCCAGAUGGGCUGAUAAAAUCCCUCUUAAUCCGUGCCCGGCAGCUAGUUGGGCUGAUCUUCUGGUCAACCCAUGCACGAUAUACCAAUUAUGGAUAAUUCGUCCCCUGAUCGACCAAUCUGGCCAAAUCUUUGGUGUUCAUCAUCAUCAUCAUCAUCGUCGUCAUCGUCAUCACCAUCACCAUCAACCAUCAUCUAUAAAUAUCCUGGGAGUUUUGUUGUCUAAUAUAAACUUCAUCUCAAAUUAUUUAUAUAUAUAUAUAUAUAUAUAUAUAUAUAUGUAUAUAUAUUUGAUUCAUCUGAAUCCUAGGGAUUUCAUCAGUCUCUGAGCAAUGGACACACAUGAACGUCAUAUCUAUCCCCAUAAAAAUGAUCAACUUAUAUGGAUCCCCAUCAUAAAAUGCUCACAUCCGAAACAAUUUUUCUUCCUCUGCAGGAGCUACUACAAGUGCACCAGCCCGGGCUGCAACGCCCGCAAGCACAUCGAACGAUCCUCCACCGACCACAAGGUGGUGAUCACCACUUAUGAGAGGAAGCACAACCACGGCGUGCCCGGAGCCAGGGCCGGCGUCCAUGGCCAGAUAACCGACGCCGCCUCCGAGGGCAUGUAG
Molecule: messenger RNA, 858 nt
Organism: Spirodela intermedia
Lineage: Eukaryota; Viridiplantae; Streptophyta; Magnoliopsida; Alismatales; Araceae
Source: the annotation of a GenBank genome assembly